Plectropomus leopardus (leopard coralgrouper) is the source of this 1839-nucleotide messenger RNA. It is a transcript of the gene vegfd, whose product is annotated as vascular endothelial growth factor D. Gene Ontology annotation, molecular function: growth factor activity; vascular endothelial growth factor receptor binding; chemoattractant activity. NCBI's taxonomy places the organism in Eukaryota, Metazoa, Chordata, Actinopteri, Perciformes, Serranidae. Gene Ontology annotation, biological process: positive regulation of protein phosphorylation; positive regulation of mast cell chemotaxis; response to hypoxia. Gene Ontology annotation, cellular component: membrane. The record is from RefSeq and is a predicted model, not a curated record.
ACCUCAGAGGAAAGGACACUGAUAGGGGAUUUAACAGGCAGGGGACUUGAUCACUUGACAAACAGACAUUUAAAAAAUAAAGAAGGGAACACACAAGCAAAUAAAAAGGGCGUGCUUUGAGGCAGUGGGACCAGCAGCAGUGGGAGAGACUCACAUACUACAGCUCCUCUCAGCUUCUCCAGGAUCAGAGGAGGGAACUGUGUGGCUGCUCUUGUACCUCAGGGCCUUUUAAUAUGGACAAACCACAGCAGGAUCUGGAGGACUAACAGAGGGAAAGUUUAACAUACAGACACUGUAACCACUGAAAUUAGCUGUUAAGGGAAGCCAGAAGUCAGCAGCUUUUUUUGUUUUUUUCAGGAGGUUGGUAUAUAACGAAGACGCACAGAGGAAUCAGAUCAUCUGAUAUCUCACAAUUGAUUCUGACAUCAGAGUGUGCUGAUAAGAGCUCCUCAAGGUUACGUCUGGCUUACACACACACACUCUCACACACACAGUCUUUACUGUGCAGCUGGAAGAUCAAGAGUUUGUGUUGCACAUACCUGCACUGAGAGGACUGAGUGUGUGUGUGGUCUGAGGGACUCAGCUGGUCUGGGAAAACUGAGAGGCAGCCAACUCUAAGUGCUUUCGGCCAGAAGAAAAAGGAGACAAGUUCAUACUGCUGAGUGCUUCUCGUAGACCGCGGGCAGAGCCAAGGGAUAAUGAUGAAGAUGAAACGGACUCUGUGCAGAAUCUCCUGCUUGGUGACUUUGGUGGUGGAGCUGAGCUGGAUAAACGUGGGCCACAGUAUGCACAGAGAAGGAGGAAGUAAGGUUAUGAAGCAGUGGGAGAGGAAGGUGCGGUCAGCCUCCAGCCUGGAUGAACUGCUGAGGCUCGCAGACUUUCCCGACUGGAAGUUGUGGAAGUGUCGUCUGAGACUGCAGCAGCCGGAGACUCUCUCUUCUCCACCUUCAGUGGGCUCACAUCGCUCUACACGCUACGCUGCCGAAUCUUACAGCCUGGAGAUACUUAAAGCCAUAGAUGAAGAGUGGCAGCGGACUCAGUGCAUGCCGAGGGAAACAUGUGUGGACGUAGCCAAGGAGCUGGGCACCGACCCCUCGAUGUUCUUCAAGCCACCUUGUGUGUCCGUCCACAGGUGCAGUGGCUGCUGCAAUCAAGAGGGUGUCACCUGCAGAAACACGACGACUGUAUAUGUAAAUAAAACUGUCCUGAGUGUGAUUCCCUUCAAGUUUGUACCAGAGCCUGUGCUAAUAAAAGUAGCUAAUCAUACAGAGUGCCGGUGCAUGGAGCCCGCCAUAAUACGACGUAAUGCUCAACCUCACAGGAGCAGCGGCUGCUCUCCAAUGGGCCAGCUGUCAGAGGCAGAGGACUCCAGGAGACUUUGUGCCAGUGGGCUGAUUUGGGAUUGUUCAUCUGACAGAUGCAUACCUUAUCCAUCCACUGCAGAAGAGUUUCCGCUCAGUCCAUGGAUGCCUGACUGUGAGAUAGAUGUCGAGCGUUGUGACUGUCUUCCCAGACCCGUGUCUACUCCACAGCCGAGACUUAUCCAACGCUGUCAUCUCAACUCCUCCAUCUGCGCCCACAGGCAUCAACACUUCGAUCAAGCCUCCUGCAAAUGCAAAAGGCCCAAGUAGAUGUCUGCCGGGGAAACACAUUAUGACAACCUGCUCACCAAGGAUGUUUGGGGACAGAGAAAAAAGGCUCAUAAUUUAUUUACAGUUCUAUUUAUGCUGAUCACUUUAACUAAUUAAGAUAUUAACUCACAUGACCAUGUUAACUGAUUUUUUAACAUGCUUACCAUUUGUUUCAAUCAAUGUUUAAAGUUUAAGAUUUGUACUUUUG